UUCGCUUCGCUCCACUGUACUUAUCACCACGAGGCGGGCAAAGGAAUGCGGCCCCGAAUGCUCUGUCCGCCCUUGGCUGCCCGACAGAGCAUGUGUUUAUGCAGCUUUUCAUCACAAUGCUGGGUUUUAAACAAGCGCCCAUUCGUACCGGUCAUCGUCCGAAGCCGACUGCUCAAAACUCUCGAUUGGUUCAAGGUUGGAUGAUAGAAGCUGGGACAUGCCGCCCGUCAUGGUCAUGUUCUCUCAUCGGCAGAUAUAUCAGGAACGAGGCGGGAUUCGACUAGCCUGUAUACGACUCUUGGGCCAUUCGAGAUCGGCCUGGCACUGAGCACCCUGCUCCUCGGAAUCGAGACCCUGCAGACCUUCUACUACUACCGGCGAUAUAAGCGCGAUUCGGCGCAGAUGAAGAUAUUUGUUGGCUUUGUGUGGAUCUGCGGACUGCUUCAGAGCAUCUUUGCGUGGAAUGCCAUGUUCACGAUGACGAUCACAUUCUUUGGAAAUCCAGAGCACGUAGCCGAGCCACCGGUGUCGAUGCUGUACAACAUAAUCGACUCGACGGCGCUCACCCUCUUCGUCCAAGCCUUCUUCUGUCUACGCAUCUACCGACUCUCCCACUCCAAACCACUCGCCAUAUUCUGUUUCGCGCUCAUCUUGAUCCCCACGGGCCUCUACUUCUGGCUCUUCUCGAUGUACUACACGCGCGGCGGCUUCGCCCGCUCGCUCGGCAGCGCGCAGGGACACAAAGUGAUGAUCGCAGCGGCGGCGCUGACGCCCGUGUCGGCGUGCGCGGUCGCGGGGACGCUUUGCUGGUGCUUGUGGCGGAUGAAGGACCCGGACCAGUUCCGGCGCACUCGCUCGGUCGUGGAUCGGAUUAUGCUGUGGACUGUCGGUGCGUGGCCGGACGUCGCCUGGGGACAUUGCUCAUCCGCAGCAAAGAAACCACAUUGGUGACAAGCCUCGCCAGCGUAUUGGAACUCAUCAUGGUUUGAUUGGAUCGCUGAGUCAUGCACAUACAUAAGCUUAACUAUCUUCUACAGAUCGUGGCUCAGCCCCAUAAUAGUCCGUCGAGUCUUCCACUGCUUCGCCUUGGAAACGUUUUCACAAUCUUCAAUCAGUGCUUUGGCUGAUAUUCUUUUUCCUACAUGGAAAACUGCUGACCAACACCCUUGUUGCUUCGUAAGUGGACACUGAUGUCGUGUGCUAUCACCAUCUCACGCCAGCUUCUGGCCCUCAAUAUAGCCUCAAUAGCCGUGAGCGAUUUGGACGCGAGUUUAACGAGCAUGCAUCAGAGCUUCGGACGUCACCCGGACAAACGGCUGUGUCAAACCGACUUGUGCACCUCGCUUCCGAUGUGGUCAGUCUCAGGCUACUCUCUCUCUUUUUCUGCCCCGUGGACGAACGAAACUGAUAAUUUUCUGGUGUGGCGGUUUCAGACGAAGACCAUGUCAGAAGAAUUUGUGUGAUUUAUCAGCUACAAAGUCGUUUAGUUGUCCUGUCCUGCCUGCAACGCAAUGUUCCCUCCAUCGCCGUCCUGAUCGUACAAUCGUCGACUAUGUGAACGUUUCGUUGUCGCUCCCUUGAUUCCUAUCGAAUCUGCCGAGUAGCUGCUUCAUUCAUCACAGUCGAAUCCGGUGGUAACAUUAAUUAUCCGGUCGCGUGAUGGAUCGUCUAAUUGAGCAUUCCCACGGUGGAAUCUUGUGUGCAUGCCUGACCUCACCUCCGGGCGCAUACUUGGAGAUUUGCAAACGCCGAUUUGCAGGUUGACGGUGUCGGUGUCUGUUUCUCUCUUUCAAAGCGCCUACAUCUUCCCGGACUGCAAAGUUAUUUCUAAG
Molecule: messenger RNA, 1832 nt
Organism: Mycena citricolor
Lineage: Eukaryota; Fungi; Basidiomycota; Agaricomycetes; Agaricales; Mycenaceae
Source: the annotation of a GenBank genome assembly